Molecule: messenger RNA, 1152 nt
Organism: Myodes glareolus (Bank vole)
Lineage: Eukaryota; Metazoa; Chordata; Mammalia; Rodentia; Cricetidae
Source: RefSeq, a predicted model, not a curated record
GGGAGAUCCUUGUUAUUCCACAGGUAUAUUUUUAGCCUCAAUGGCUGUUUUUUCUGAAGUCUUGUCCUGCCUGCUCUGCCUGGCCUAAAGAGUCAGAAGUCAAGCUGAGUAAGAGACCUCUUCUGUUGAGAUCCAGAACAUCUUCAAGGGCAGAGGAAGAUGCCUCUUGUCCUUCAUGAAGGCCAGCCCCAUCCCAUCACAAGCCAGAAACAACGGCUUUGAACCUGGACCUGCGAGCUGUUAUUUCAGCUACACUGAAGUUCUGCGAUCCCGGACGUGACGUUGAGGAAAGUGUGUGGUGAGCGAAGACGUCAACAGACAGCACGCACAUACUCAGGGAAACACCCUCCAAAUGUUGACUGUUGCUGGAAAAAAACAUCAGACUUCUAGAGUGCCAAGAAAGACAGAAAGGAAGGAAGGGAGAGAGAGAGAGAGAGAAAGGAAGGAAGGAAGAGUGUAUUCCCAAGUCCUUAGCCUGUGCUAUUACAAUCGUAAUUUAGAUGGAGUUUAGUGACUGCUUCAGUCUGGCCUGUCCUCACAGCCCUCGCCCAGGAGACUUGAUUGAAGUGUUCCGCCCUGGCUAUCAGCACUGGGCACUGUACUUGGGUGAUGGUUAUGUUAUCAACAUUGCACCUACCGAUGGCAUUCCUUCAGCGUUUACAAGCGCCAAGUCUGUGUUCAGCACAAAGGCCUUAGUGAAAAUGCAGCUUCUGAAGGAUGUUGUGGGAAACGACACAUACCGAAUAAAUAACAAGUACGAUACAACACACCGUCCUCUGCCCGUGGAGGAAGUAAUGCAGCGGUCCGAGUUCGCCAUUGGGCAGGAGGUGGCCUAUGAUUUGCUGGUCAACAACUGCGAGCAUUUUGUGACCUUGCUCCGCUAUGGAGAAGGAGUGUCAGAACAGGCCAACCGAGCAAUAAGCACCAUUGGGUUGGUGGCGGCUGCUAUUGAUAUCUUCGCAUUCCUCGGCUUGUUUCCAAAGAAACAAAGAACAAAAUAUUAGCAAUUUACUGAAGAGAUUGGAAUUGAAGGAAUCUGUAAGGAGAAAGAAAUUCUGGGGCGAAUACUUAUUUUGAACGCAUCAUAAUUUCUCCCGGUCCCCAUGAUGGAUGGCAGACUCUGUAAUAAAUUGCUUGCUGAUUUUAAUCUUA